This is a messenger RNA of Hypoxylon fragiforme, 1388 nucleotides long. RefSeq names its product mitochondrial carrier. Lineage: Eukaryota; Fungi; Ascomycota; Sordariomycetes; Xylariales; Hypoxylaceae. The record is from RefSeq and is a predicted model, not a curated record. The transcript has a single exon. Bases 149 to 1021 code for a protein of 290 amino acids. Gene Ontology annotation, biological process: mitochondrial citrate transmembrane transport.
AAGAAACUUACCAAAAAAGAAAGAGAAAGAAGAAAAAAAAAAAAAAGAAAAGAAAAGAAAAAGAAAACUGAGGGUGACAAUCGUUGAAACGUCAAUACUGUCAGUCAAGGUCUUGCUGCGCUUCCUGCUCCAAAUCCGGGACACAACCAUGUCGACAGAGAAGCCCAGCGCCCUGCGGUCCAUUAUAGCAGGUGCCACAGCUGGUGCAGUGGAAAUUGCUAUUACGUACCCAGCAGAGUUCGCAAAGACCAGGACACAGCUCAAUCGCAAGUUAGUCGCAGGUCAGAAGCUACCAUGGCCACCGUUCGGUAAGCAGUGGUAUGCCGGAUGCACCACUCUAAUCAUCGGCAACUCUGCAAAGGCCGCGAUCCGUUUCGUCUCCUUCGAGCAAUAUAAGCGUCUCCUCGCCGACGAGAAUGGCAAGGUAUCAGGUCCGAGAAAUGUCAUCGCCGGUUUCGGCGCCGGUGUCACCGAGUCCUUGAUCGCCGUCACGCCCACCGAAUCUAUCAAGACCACGCUGAUAGAUGACCGCAAGUCGCCCAACCCACGAAUGCGCGGUUUCCUUCACGCCGUACCCAUCAUUGCGAGAGAACGAGGCAUCCGCGGCUUCUUCCAAGGCCUCGCCCCCACCGCCGCGAGGCAAUCUGCCAACAGCGCUGUACGCUUCGGCUCCUACACGUCCCUGAAGCAACUUGCCGAGUCUUACACUGCGCCCGGAGAGAAGCUGGGGACGGUAGCGACAUUUGGGAUAGGGUCAGUGGCCGGCGCCAUCACGGUAGCUGUUACCCAGCCGCUCGACACCAUCAAGACGAGGAUGCAGAGUAUCGACGCAAAGCAGGUAUACGGCAACAGUUUCCGAUGCGCGGCCUUGAUAUUUAAGCACGAAGGUGUCACGACGUUCUGGAGCGGGGCUUUGCCGCGGUUAGCGAGACUCGUCAUGAGUGGCGGUAUUGUGUUUACUAUGUAUGAGAAGAGCAUAGAGCUGAUGAAGACAUUGGACCCGGAAAAUAAAUACAUAUAGGCAUCAGGCAUCAGGCAUCAGGAAAAGCUUUUUCGUUAAUGGGAUCUGGCUGUGCGGCUUACUUUGCAUUUAUUAAAGGGGACCGAGCUAUUUCGAGCCUCGUGGUUACGGAGAAGAGGUCUCACGACCUGGAGAAAUUUGUGCCAGAUGGUCAAUGGAGUUGUCUCCAGUUUAUGCGUGUAGCUUGACCAAGAGCCAAUGCUGCUAAUCAGCAUGUCAUUGCUUCUAGAAGGGGGCAUAUUUGGGGAUAUAAAAGGUAAACUAAAUGGGUCUGAUGGGCCUAUGCAUACAAUCCAGGAGGUCGAACAGGACGCAGCAUAACCACUUAGUUAUACGUCAAAUCAUAACUUGCAUUGUGCUGAACCCA